UUUCCAAGGUAACCGCUUAGCAAAGCGGAGCUCCUGAGGUGGGAAAUGGACUCCGGAAGUGACGCUCCUACCCUGCGCCGCCAGUAAGAGGGUUCGAAGAUGGCGGCCCGCAGAGGGCAGCGGCGCACGUGUACUGCUGGAGAGGCCAUGGAGACCGAAUCUCGCGACACAGAUUCCGAGGGCCCGGCUCAGGUCUACUUACCCGGCCGGGGGCCUCCGCUACGCGAAGGGGAGGAGCUGGUCAUGGACGAGGAGGCCUAUGUACUGUAUCACCGCGCGCAGACUGGCGCUCCGUGUCUUAGCUUCGAUAUAGUCCGAGAUCACCUGGGAGACAACAGGACAGAGCUUCCUCUUACACUUUACCUGUGUGCGGGGACUCAAGCGGAGAGCGCCCAGAGCAACAGACUGAUGAUGCUUCGGAUGCACAAUUUACAUGGCACCAAGGCCCCGCCCUCAGAGGAAAGUGAUGAAGAGGAGGAAGAAGAUGAAGAGGAUGAAGAAGAGCGGAAGCCUCAGCUGGAACUGGCCAUGGUACCCCACUAUGGUGGCAUCAAUCGCGUUCGGGUUUCCUGGCUGGGUGAGGAGCCUGUUGUGGCCGUGUGGUCAGAGAAGGGCCAGGUGGAAGUGUAUGCACUGCGGAGGCUCCUGCAGGUGGUGGAUGACCCCCAGGCCCUGGCGGUCUUCCUCCGGGACGAGCAGGCCCGAAUGAAGCCUAUCUUCACCUUUUCGGGCCACAUGGGUGAGGGCUUUGCCCUUGACUGGUCCCCUCGGGUGCCAGGUCGCCUGCUGACCGGUGACUGUCAGAAGAACAUCCAUCUCUGGAUGCCUACAGAUGGUGGCUCCUGGCAUGUAGACCAGCGGCCAUUUGUGGGCCACACAUGCUCCGUGGAGGACCUGCAAUGGUCACCAACUGAGGACACGGUAUUCGCCUCCUGCUCAGCUGAUGCCUCCAUUCGCAUAUGGGACAUCCGGGCAGCCCCUGGUAAGGCCUGCAUGCUCACCACAGCCUCCGCCCACCACGGUGAUGUCAACGUCAUCAGCUGGAGCCGCCGGGAGCCCUUCCUGCUCAGUGGUGGGGAUGACGGGGUCCUCAAGGUCUGGGACCUGCGACAGUUCAAGUCUGGCUCCCCUGUGGCUACCUUCAAGCAACAUGUGGCCCCUGUGACCUCCGUUGAGUGGCACCCACAGGACAGUGGGGUCUUUGCAGCCUCAGGAGCAGACAAUCAGAUCACACAGUGGGACCUGGCAGUGGAGCGGGACCCCGAAGUAGGCGAGGCGGAGGCUGACCCAGGGCUGGCAGAGCUGCCCCAGCAGCUACUGUUUGUGCACCAAGGUGAGACAGACCUGAAGGAGCUGCACUGGCACCCGCAGUGCCCCGGCCUCCUGGUCAGCACCGCCUUGUCCGGCUUCACUGUCUUCCGCACCAUCAGCGUCUAAGGUGGCCUUGCACUGUGGACUUGGCAUGGAAGCUGGUUCCUCGGAAGGGGUACAUUAAGGCCUGCUGACUGGACCCCUAAAAGAGGGGGUUCCCAUGGACCCUACAGACUUCGUGUUCUCCCAAAGGACUUGGUUUGACCCAUGGCCCUGUGCAGUCACUCUCACCAAAGACCCCUGCCUGGCAGAGGACAUUGCAGACCAUAUACAACCUGAGUAUCCAGCUUUUAUCAGCUUUGAUUUUUGGCUUGACCCUUCAACCUCUGCCCUGCAGCAGAUUCAGCAGCUACCUUCAGGGACUCGGGGGCUUUGCCACCGCUGGACCACAUUUCCUGGGGUGGGUUUCUCCCGCCAGCCCGAGCAAGACUGAGGUUUCCCAGUGCCUUCCUGGAGCGGAAGGCUAGGUCUCCUGACUGGUAAUAAAGGACCAGAACAAGG
Messenger RNA from Cavia porcellus (domestic guinea pig), 1872 nucleotides. It is a transcript of the gene Grwd1, whose product is annotated as glutamate rich WD repeat containing 1. Gene Ontology annotation, molecular function: protein binding. The record is from RefSeq and is a predicted model, not a curated record. The transcript is spliced from 7 exons. The coding region runs from base 100 to 1437 and encodes 445 amino acids. Gene Ontology annotation, biological process: ribosome biogenesis. Gene Ontology annotation, cellular component: nucleolus. NCBI's taxonomy places the organism in Eukaryota, Metazoa, Chordata, Mammalia, Rodentia, Caviidae.